This is a messenger RNA of Rotaria socialis, 8268 nucleotides long. The record is from the annotation of a GenBank genome assembly. Lineage: Eukaryota; Metazoa; Rotifera; Eurotatoria; Philodinida; Philodinidae.
AUGGGUCAACAGGUAUCUUUAGCUGAUUUGAAAAUACCCGAUUUAUUUGCAACGAAUACUCAACACUCGGAUGAGGUAUCAUCCACAAAUGAAACCGAAGAUAUUCAUUUAUUUUUACCAUUCAACAUCGUUAACGAAAUCAAUAAAAAUUCCCAUUCGUUUCAUAAUCAGAAAAGUUCAAAUGAACUAUCGAUUACCAAACAAACAUUGAUCAAUCAUAUUCGAAAUGAUAUAUCUGUGUUCUCGAAUUUAUCUGGAGUCAAUGAAUUCAACACGGGAAUUGCAGAAAUAAUCAAAAAAAUAUUCGAUUAUAUUGAAACGACGAAUACUACUCUACGAAAUUCUAUGCAAUCGACUAUUACUAAACAGAAACAAUUGAAGAAUUCCUAUGUUGAAAAAUUAAAAGACGAUGAAAAUGAAAAUACUUCUAUAUUUUCUGAAAUAUUGAACAAUUCCGAAAAAAUAUCCGAUGAACAACAAGCAAAAGAACUAUCGUUUUUUGCUGUUCAAUCUUUCAUAAAUAUACUAUUGGUGUUACUCGAAUCAGUGCAAAAAUCUGAUUUUACGAUCGUUCAUCAAAUGCUUUCCUUGACAAUUCGACUCGUUGAACAAAUCCCAUUGAAUUAUCUUUCAUCUGAUGUCUACAAAAGAUCGCACAAUUUAUUUAAAUCUUUAAAACCAUUAAUUAAUUAUAUGCAGCAAUUAUCACUACAAACUGAUAUCGAUCCGAUUGCAGCAAAUCAAUCAAUUGAAAUUUUAUUUAAUUUUUCUACUGUAAAAGCAUCAUUCAAAGAUAUUCUACCAUUAAUUAGAAAAUUAAUUUUCAACACGAAUGAUAUUUUUGAUAUAAGAAAAUUACUUAUUAAAUUAAACAAGCAUCUUACGAUGACGAUCGAUCGAUUCGAAAAAGAAAAGCAAACAUCAUCUGUGACAACACAAGAUCAAAACACAACCGGAGCAGUAGUGUCAAUUGAGAAAACCUUGGAUAUUGAACAGAGGCUUCUGGCUGCUGAGGAAUAUCUCAAGUCGAUUGAAGCAUUUCCCAAUACACAAUUGAUUCAAUUAAACGAAAAUAAAUUCACUGGUCAAUUCAUAUGUUCAAUAUUACUCGUUCACAUUGAUUUACACAAUCAACUUCAUGCAAAAUCACAAUUUGAACGUGAUUCGAUGAAUGGAUCAUUUUCAUUUGAAUUAGAAUCAGAAACAUUUAAAUAUCUGUAUGAAAUAAUCGAACAAUUAACAGCAGAACCGUUCGAUGCAAAUUUUGAAUAUAUUUUGAAUGUUUGCUUAAGAUUAUUCACAACACAUUUACAAUUUUUAGUGACUGCAAACUUCGAUAAUUUUCAUGAAUUUUUAAACGAACAUGAUAUUGAAAAAUGGUUCGUGCUGUUGUCUAAAUUAGCUUUUGAUGAUAAAUUGCAAGAGAGUCAAAAGGAAGCUUCACAAGCAUUAACCUAUUUGAUUGAAAAACAAGCAUCAUCGUUUGAUAAAAUGUUAACAUUCAUUCAUACGCAUAUCAUUGAAAACAAACAUCCAAUAUUAAGCGAUCAGUUAUUAGAAAAACUAAAUCAACAAGUAUUCAUAAACAAAUGGAUUGAAGCGCUUUGUAAUACUCAAGAAAGCACAUUAGCAUACACAGUUUUACAUUUAUUCAUUGAUAUUAUCUUAAAAUCGACUUCCGUAGACAUUGAACAAGUUAAUCGCUUGCGAAAAAUUAUAAUCAUGUUUCAAGAAUUACUUUUAGUUCACUUAAAUAAUCAACCAGUCGAUAUAUCUGAUGAACUUGAAUCAUCGGCUCUAUCAACACUUGGCAUAGAAUAUACACGACAUGUAAUCAAAGUUUGUCUUCAACAAGAAAUUCGAAGUGUUUUAUUCGAACCACUUCUUCUUGGUCUAUGUGCUCUGACUGAAUCAAAAUUUAACUUUGCUAUCAUACAACCCAUUUUUGCGAUUAUCAUGCCAUUAUUUGCUGAAUACUUAACACAGACAAAAAUCGACGCAGACGAUAAAACUAGUUAUUUAAUUUCAUGGCUUUUAGGAAAAAUGAGCGAUCGUUUAAUGAUCGGUCCGCCACAGAGUCCAUUAGAGAAAAAAUAUAAUACAACAUUGAAAUUACCAUUAUUUUCUGGCGGCUAUGAAACUCUAACAGCAGAUGUAAACCCAUAUCUAUCGAAUUUAUUCAAAUCUGACUUAACUAUUUACAGUCGAUAUUUUAUGCCAUUGCGACGACAACAAUCGAUAUUAGACAAUGAUUUUUUAAUUUCAAUUUAUCGCAAUAAUGAUCAAGGCGCACAAUUAAUAUCAAAAAUGAAAUUAUUCAUUCGAAUUAAACAAAACAUAUUACAAUCGGUUGAAGCCGUUGCUGAUGAAGCAUGUGCUGCAGUAUUCGCUGUUUAUAUUAAACAUUAUCGUCGUAUUGAGCUAGCUCAAGAGGAGUUAAGUCGACCGAUUGAGCAAAAACCGCAUGCUAAACUUCUCUUACUCUAUGAAUAUGCCAAUCAAGUACGAAUAGUUUUUGCAACGACAAAAGCUCGAGGUGGUGAUUGCGAUGAAAUUUGUAAGAAAAUAAAAAAGGACGCAUUAUUAUUACUCUUAUCAGUCAGGGAGAGCUCUUUCAUUCCAAAAAUCAAAGAAAAUUUCUCAUUACUAAAUGUUACUACGAAAAAAACUCAAUUAAAACGACAACAAUCGCGUGAGACAAAAGCAAAGUAUUUUAUUCGACUACUUCGUAAUACAUUAAAUGCUUGUAUACGAUUAAAACAUUUGAUGUUGGAAAAAAAACGAACCGCUGUUGAAGAAAAGAAAGAUUGCGAAAGUAUUAUGCAUCGAGCCAUUGUAUCUUGUCUGUAUGGAAAUGACAAAGUGACAUCUGGAGGAAGCGCGAAAUUGAAAAUUGAAUUCGAUGAAAUUGUUAAAUGUCUCUCGCGACAAUAUCAACGAGCUAUGACGAGAUUGAUUACUUAUCGAUUUAUUGAACAAGUAAUUAUUACUAGCCAGGACAGUAAUCGAAUUGUGAACAUUUUGUUUAUGAAUUUAAAAGAUAAUAAUUUAGAUUGGCAUUAUCUUGAAAAUAUCCAAGCAUCAAACAAUCAAUUGAAAGAAGAUAUUGGACAUUUGUAUCAUAAAAUUGUUAAAAACAUAUUAUCAUUUUCCACGGAAUCUAACAUGAAAACAUUGCUCGUGGUACAUGUGUUUAAUCUGAUCAAUCUAAACUACGAUUCAAUGGAUUUAUGUCUUUUGAAUAAUUUUCAAUUUAUUCAAGAGCUAUUUGGUUCAUUUAUUAGCUUUACCGAAAUAGAUACGACAAGUGUCGAUUCGACGAAUAUAAAACUCAUCGCAUUCAAUUGGUUUCGUCUAGUUGUAUUAAAACUAUGCGAAAAUAUCGAAUUGGAAGAAUUACGAUAUAUACAUCUCGGCACUCGGAAAUUUCAUCAUACCUUACAACAACAAUGUAAUUUAGUUUUUAAUAAAUUAAUUUUAACUGAACUCAAACAAUUGCAACAAAAUAAAUCGACAUCCGAAACAAAAUGCGGAGACCUAUCGUUUAAAAAUGUUUCCCUUCGUUCUUUUGUUGCAUCAUCAAAAUUCGAUGUUGACAUUUGUAUUCAUCAAUAUUUAAUGCUUCUACUUCGUUGUGUUCAUUUAUAUGAUCAUAUUCGAUUGAAUUAUGCUACAAUGGAUUUUAUUGAACAACUAUUCAAUUUAUAUCAUACAAGUCAAUCGCUUAGUAUUCGUCUACUCACACUGAAAAUUCUACGCGAUCUAUUAGUAUUCUUACCAGAGAAUACAAAUAGAUCUUUUGUUGAAAAUCUAUUGAAGAAAAUUUUGUUUUCUAUUGGUCAAAAUUUUAAUUUAUUAGAAACCGAAAAAAUAGAUCUUGAUAUUAUCAUUGAAUUUAUCUAUAUCUAUCGUACGAUUAUGUCAUAUAAUUCACCAUGGAAAAAGUUCGCAACUCAAUUGCUUGUCGAUGCAAUAAAAUCGUGUAUGAAUUUCAAUUUCAGAUCAUUAGAAACGGUUGAAUUACAGCAAAUGAAUUUCUUUCUUGCAUCCAUAUGUAUCUUAGGUGGUUAUGUUCCACCGUAUUGUUUGGGAUCAACUGUAGAAAUCUAUUCAACUGAUAUAAAUAUGGAUGAAUUACAACCUGGAAUUAUAAUUGAGAUCAGUAUGGACGCUCUUGAAUCGGAUUCAUCCGAUUCUAAACCUUAUCUUGUACAAUACGCAGUCACGAAUCAAACUGAAUGGGUUUCGUCAAAUAAAAUACGUAUCAUUGUUGAUGUUCUACCAACAAAUCUCUCACUUUUGCCAAUCGAUAAUGCAGUGCAUACUAUUCUGGAUACAUUAGGAUUUCUUGCACAAAUCGAUACAUCAAUCAGUGAUUCGUUGAUGUUAUUAGAUAUAAAAUGUCGUGCCGUAACAGCAUUCUAUGCUGUAUUGAGUUAUAAACAAGUCAUUGAAAUUUUCAUGCAAAAACCUUAUGCAUCCAUUAUUGCUAAACUAUCGACUUCAAUGGACUAUCUUGUUUCAGUUCGUAGUACCAUACCAAAUGAUUUACGAUUGUUUAAUAGAUUACAUUUGGAACAGUAUCAUCUAAGUUUAGAUAGAUGUGCAAGAAAAAAUCAAAUCGUCGAAAACAAACUUGACAUUAUUCAUAAUAUUCGCGAUCCUAUUAUUCUGCAAUAUCUAUCUGAAACAAGUUCGAUAGAUGAUGACUGGAAACCGAUUGCAUUUAAAAGUGAGAUAAAAUCCUACAAAAAAGGUCGAUUGGGAAAUAAUGAAAUUAACAUUAUUUCUGUGCCUGCCAAUGAUAAUAUACCGGCUUUAGAAGAAUGCGGUAUCAAGCAUAAAUUCAAAGGACGAAUUAACAUAUGCGAUGACACUGGAAACAUUCGAUAUCGAACUUUUAUUCCCGAUGGCAUAGAGUUGCAUGAAGGAAAAUGGUAUUUUUGUGUUAAACUUCCGCUAGGUGGGGCAGCACAAAUUGGCUGGGCAACAAAUGGAUUUAAUCCAGUGCAAACUGAUGACUAUGGUGUUGGUGAUGAUAGAUUUUCAUGGGGUUUCGAUGGAGCAAGAGGAGUUUAUGAUCGUAAUCGGCAUAGUAUGUUUUUUCGUGAAAAUGAUUGGGACGAAGAGGACGUAUGCGGCUGUGGUAUUGAAAUCGAUGGUAAAAAUACGAAUAUCCAAUAUUGGUUAAAUGGUAGAGCGUUAGGUCCAUUGUUUUCAACUUCUGAUAAUGAAACAAUUAAAUCAGGAGUUAAAACAAAUUUAUUACCAAAUGGAAUUUUUGCUAGUUAUUUUCCUGCUGUGACUGUAAAAGUCUAUCGUAAUGUAGCUCAUACAGGUGUUUUUGAAUUUAUAUUUAGUCCAGAAGAUAUGAUACAAUGUCCUCUGCCAAAAGGAUACAAACCAUUACUAAUGCCAAAAGUAUUGCCAAUGGAAAAUGUACUAGUGGCAUACCCUUAUAGUGCAUAUCUUAUUGGUAAUGAUAUUCAACAAUAUUUCUAUACGAGUCGUUGUUCAAAAAAUGAUUUCACUGAGAAGAAAAGUUCUUUGUUACGUGAUUUUGUCAAUAAUGAACAUUGUGAAGUUCCCUUUAAUAUCGAUAUGAUAACAAAAGAUGAUUAUCUAUUGAAACUAUCCGAAGAGAGUGAUGGCUUCCUGUUGUCACUAGACAAUCAUCAAUCAUAUACUAUUAGUUUUGAUUUUGAGAUUACUGCGAUUGAAAAUCGUCCUGAUGAAUUUGAUGUUGAUUUAUUUAAGUUAGAUGGCACAAUGUUUUCUAUUCAUGUCUGUAUGAAUGACGAUUUCAUCGAUGAAACCAUGAUAAAUCGACAACAUGUUGCAAUUCUAUUUCAAAUAAACGAACAAGCAAAAGUCUAUAUUAACAAUAGGUUUCACACAUUGGAUUAUUACUACGAUUUUGAUUCAAAAUUGAAUCUACAGCUUUUACCACGUCUAAAUGCUGGAAUUCGAAAUUUAGGCAUAUGGAAAUAUAUAUUAUCGGAAGAACAUAUUCGACGUCUUUUUACAUAUGGUCUCGCGUAUGUUGCCAUCGAUUAUCAGAAAUUAAAUGAAUAUCAAAAACAACUAAAUACCAUUAAAUUCAAAGCAGAACAAAAAUAUUUCACGAAUGAAACACUCGUUUCAUUCAGUGAACCAUUUAAGCAAGAUCUAUGGGAAGAAACAAAAAAAUCGAUUGGUCGUGAUGAGUCGCACUAUUUCAAGGCUAUCCCAGACACGAAUCAAUCCGUUGUUCAACUCUUCGGAAAUAAAACUUAUUUAGUUUUAAAUACUGCAAAUCAAGUAUGGUCUGAAUAUACAUUGAUUCAAGCAAGUGAAAAUUUCAAACUUCACGAUGAUGUUCACAAUUUCAUUCUGCAAAUUUUUAUUGAGUUAUUAGUAAAUCAAACGUAUCUUGAUAGUUUAGCAUUGAAAUAUUUUCGACGUUCUUUCAUGCAGUUGGAAUUAACGCGAAUGGAAAGACAAAAGCAAUUGGUUUCAUCAUUGAAUGAAUGGUCAUCGUUCUUGAAGGAUCUAGCAAUCACUCUCGAUCUAAUCAAUAUUUUAACGAAUAAAAUAGAGCCUUGUCAAUGGUCCGAACUAUUUUUUAAUGAAUCAAAGGAGAUUCUAGGCGAAAAACUUGCAUUGACGAAAGAAAUGGUUGAGACAGCUCAUAAGCAUUUUAAUAGGACUGCCGAUGAACAAGUUAUGAAAUUCAUGAAUGAAACUAUCAAACUCACGGGGAAUUCAUUAUCAUGUGAAUUUUUUAUCAAUUUUAUCGAAGCUCUACCGGCUGAGUCAAUCCCUGAUUCGACCAAGUAUGCUUCAUUUACUUGCCUGUGUAAUAUACCAUCGGUGUGCAUACAAACGCGUGUAAAAUUUGUCUAUUUAUUCAAUAUUUUUCUCGAAAAAAUCUUACCAAAGAUAGAUUUUACCGUCUCGUCAGGCAUCGGUUUUGUUGUAGAUCGAAUUCGAUCAGUACGGCAUUGUAUAUUAUUUGUAACAAAAUUUGAAAUAUUCAGUACCGCUGUAGCUGAAACUGCCGAUAGUUCAGAGCCAUCAGAAGUAAAUGUAAAAUUUGACAUUGUAAAAGCCAGUCUAACUGAACAUCCUGAAGAUACCAUGUUCUGUCAAGCAUACAAGCAAUUAUAUUGUGAUGCAUCCCGAACAUUUCGACGAAGCACUGAUGAACAAGUUUGGACGGCAAACUAUGUUGGCAUGUUUAGUGCCGAUCAAGGUGGACCCUAUCGAGAUUCGGUAACACGAAUAUGUGCUGAUUUAUGUAGUACACGAUUGCCAUUAUUUACUCUUUGUCCUAAUGGACGAACAAACAAUGGUUUGAAUCGUGAUCGGUGGAUUCCGAAUGUUUUCCCACCGAAUCGAUUCAUACCAGUUGAUAUUAAAAAUCAAUAUCGUUUUGUUGGGCAACUCAUGGGCAUGGCAAUACGUACGAAACUAUAUUUAGAUGUUCGAUUUCCAAUUUUACUCUGGAAACAACUGAUACACGAAGAAGUUACACUUGAAGAUAUUGACGCUAUUGAUAUUUCAAGUUUUGCAGUUAUCAAUGAAAUGGAAGAAAAAAUUCGAAAAAUAAAAAGUCUCAAUGAAUGUGACCAUGGUGAUAUGAAUAGCAAUUGUAACUAUUUGUUUAGUAGUAUUAUGACUGAAGAUACAUUUAAUGUUGUUAGUUCAACGGGACAAACUUAUGAACUAAUUCCAGGUGGUUUUCAUAUACCGAUAACUCUUGGCAAUUUCGAAGAUUAUUGUAUGCGUUAUCGUCAAUAUCGUAUUAAUGAAUUUCAUCGGCAAAUUGAAUUUAUUCGUCAAGGUUUGUUUAGUGUCGUACCGCGGGCUUAUUUGACUUUAUUCACAGCUUAUGAAUUAGAAGAAACUGUGUGCGGGAAAGGUUUUAUCGAUAUUCAAAUGCUAAAACGUCAUACAGAUUAUCGCAAGGAUGAUGAAUCUUCGCCACUUAUUCAGCGAUUCUGGUCAGUUCUAAGUGAAAUGUUUAGUGAAGAACAGAGAAAAAUAUUUUUAAUAUUCGUUUGGGGACGAAGUACAUUGCCGUAUAGAGAUGAAGAUUUUUCGACGAACUUUGUAAUCACACAUCUCGACACAGAUGACAAUGCUGAUGAAGCUCUUCCAAGAUCGUAUACAUGUUCGUUUACUCUUCAAUUGCCUGCGUAUUCAACGAAAGAAAUCAUGUAUGAACGUUUGAAUUAUGCAAUUACAUAUUGCUCUAGUAUCGAUACCGAUAGACGAAUGAACUAG